UCCUAUAUAACCACUUAACUUCAACCAAAUAUCAAAGGGUUGACUGUUAACCAUAAAAUCAUGAAUAGGGGUUCUACAUUGAGCAACAAGAGUUGCACUUUCUUAGGUGCUUUGGUUGUAUUGAUGUUGAUGAUACAACAAGGGAGUGCAGGGUUGUACUCGUGUUGGGGAGGGUGUCUCAACGAAUGUUUUCUUUUUAGUAGCAAAAGAAUUGGAGAAAGUUUUCCAUGUUAUAUUAAUUGUUUUCUGGGCAAGUGCCUUUCUCAACCACCAGGCCAGACCGGUCUCAGAACACCUCACCGUUUGGUUAAUCACCCGGCACCAUUGCAUGCACCUUCACCCUCUGAUUCAAAAGCAUAUGAAGAUUAUUUCAUUGAUAAAACAUAUGAAAACCAUCGCUAUCAUCUACAAAAUUGCAUAAAAGAUUGCUCUCUGCAAACUUGCUGGUUAGCCACCAAUGGUGAGAGAGACCUAAAAGGUUGCCUAACAAGAUGUAUCGACAAAUGUAAGGAUUUGAACAUUUGAACAAUUAAAUCGGACAUAUUAGUAAAGGAUGUGUAAUGGGUAUUCAUUAUACAAUAUAACAAGAAAU
This is a messenger RNA of Lactuca sativa (garden lettuce), 592 nucleotides long. The record is from RefSeq and is a predicted model, not a curated record. NCBI's taxonomy places the organism in Eukaryota, Viridiplantae, Streptophyta, Magnoliopsida, Asterales, Asteraceae.